AUAAAGUUUUUUUCUACCUCUCUCUCAUAAAUAUACCUAUAUUAAAUAUUAAAUCAUUCUUUUAGAACAAUAAUUUUUUAAAACAUUUUUACUCUUUAUUAUUAUUAUUCAACCGGUAUCAUAUAUUACACUUUCAAAGUAGAUGGCAUUGAAGUACGAGUUAGAACAAUGGGGUGCCGCUGUCGAAGCUUAUGAUGCAGAAGAUUUCGAUAAAGCUUUGGAAAUAUUUGAAACUAUAGCGGAUUCCGCAAAGUUUCACUUUAACAUGGGUUUGAUAUAUGCCACUCUCGGUGAACAUGAAGAAGCGUGUCGACAAUAUAAAAAAGCUGUUAAAUUAGAUCAAUUUUUUGCCGUAGCAUAUUUUCAAAAGGGUGUUUCACAUUUUCUGUUGGGUGAAUUUGAGAAAGCUUUAGGAAAUUUCAAUGAUUCUUUAUUGUACCUUCGUAAAAAUAUGCUUAUAGACUAUGAACAAUUAGGGUUAAAGUUUCGACUUUACUCAUGUGAAAUUCUAUUUAAUCGCGGUCUUUGUUACUUAUACCUUGGUAAAACGGAGCAGGGUAUGGGAGAUUUCACAUCAUCCCAAAAAGAAAAACAAACAGAAGAACAUGAUGUUAUUGAUGAAGCCAUUUCGGUUCAGGGUCAAGGUUUCACUGUAUUUUCAAUUCCAGUUGGAGUAAUUUAUAGACCUCCUGAAGGAAAACUUAAGAAUGUGAAGACAAAAGAUUAUUUAGGUAAAGCAAAAUUGGUUGCUGCUGUAGACCCUGAAGAUGCUUUCACCGGUUUCUCAGGUGCUCAACAACAAAAGAAACAACAACAAAAUACAACAACACCAAUUACAAAGGCUAAUACUGAAGGUACUGUUAUGCAAUUUGAGAGUUCACAAUCACGACCGGAAUCACCUGAACCAUCUAGACCUCGAUCAUUGUCUACCAAUGCAAGAGAACCUCCAUUUCCCACUAAAGCGGUCAGAAAUCCAAGUAAACGACGUCCUCCUCAAAUUGAAGGUUCUCCUACUUUACCAUAUGCUGAUGAUAAUAAAAUUUCUAAUGGUUUUAUUCCGGGCAGAAGGUCACCUGCUCCUGAUGAUAACGGGCGUGGUUCAUUAAAUCCUCCUGGUAGAUUAAACUCUUUAAGAACUCCUAAUCGUGGACCACCGCUUAGAGACGGUCCUAUGCGAUCUAAUUCUUUGAGAGAUCCCCCUAAUCGUUCAAAUUCAUUAAGAAAUGGUCCACCUAGAAUGAAUUCUUUAAGAGGUAGAGGAAAUUCAAGAGCAAUGCCUCAAAGAUCAAACACACAGGGUCGUGCCCAAUUCUUACAGCAACAAAUGUCGAAAAUGUCAGUUUCGGAUGAUGAUCAAGGUUAUAACGAUUAUUUCCAGAAUGCUGACCAAUACUCGAAUAAUAAUCUUGUCAGUCCACCACUGAGUAAUGAAGAUUAUAGUCAAGUCAAUAGAAAUCCCGGUCCACCUUUGUCACCUGCUCGUUCACCAAGUUUGCGUGGUCGUGGUGCGAGUUCACCUGGAAGAGCAAUGGGUUUCAAACCAUCUCCUUUAUCUUCGCAAGGCGGUUUAAUAACUCCACCUAUGGCAGAUAACGGCGAAGAAAAUUAUGCCAGUUUAAUUUUCGAUGAAGAUGGUUAUGGUUACGGUGAUGACGACGAGACAAAAUUCGAAAUGCUUCCUCCGCCACAAAAACAUAUGUCAACACAAUCUUCAUUCAUUAAUAAUAGUGGACCAUUACAAAAACCAACAAAGAUUAAGAUUAAAUGUUAUCAUAAAGACACUCGUGUAGUUUUGGUUUCAGCAAAUAUAAGAUACCCAGAUCUUAUUAAACGGAUACAAGAAAAAUUUGCUAUAGGUGCAUCGCUGCAAUUAAAAUAUAAGGACGAAGAUGGUACAAUGGUCACAAUGAUAGAUCAGGAUGAUUUAGAGAUGGCUAUAUCAAUGGUUCCAGAUGCCGCAACCGAUACUGGUAGAAUGGAGAUAUGGAUAGAAAUGGAAUAAUGACCCCCCAAAAAAUAAAAGUAAAAGUAAAAAAUAAAUUAAAAAAAAAACUUAAAUGAGAAAUAGAGGAUUUUUUAUUAAGAUGGGUUCUUCGAGCUGGAACGUAUUGUAAAAGAUACCUCAGAUCCCAUUUUAUGAGUUAAAAAAAGGUUCAAAAGUAUUUUGUACAUGAUUGUUUAUGAAAUGAAAAUUGACUUAUAAUUAAUUCUAAAAUUAACAUGGCUGUUAUAAUUAUUAUAAUUCUAUCGUCAUAGCCCAACUAAGGAAAAAACCAUGCGAAUUAAUGAAUGAUAUUCUUUUUUAUAUAUUUAUGACAAUUAAUUUAAUAUAUUGAAAUAUUUUUUUUUUUAUA
Molecule: messenger RNA, 2354 nt
Organism: Rhizophagus irregularis DAOM 181602=DAOM 197198
Lineage: Eukaryota; Fungi; Glomeromycota; Glomeromycetes; Glomerales; Glomeraceae
Source: RefSeq, a predicted model, not a curated record